AAGAGUCAGCAUAUGACAAUCUGGGAGGCGAGAGAGAGCGCCUAUCAAGAAAGCCCAUCUCUCUAUUUCGUCUUUGAUAUUUCCUACAAAUAUAUGUAUAUAUAUAUAACCACAUUCCCACAUUUUCUGAACUUUUAUAUAUCUAUUUUUUAUUUCAAGAAUGGCGAAUUAUGAGGAAUCAAAUCCCUUUUUACCAAAGCAAGAAAAAGAAGCAGGGAUAAAGCAUGAAACGAAAUCCUCCACCAGUACUGGUACCAGCACCGCCAAGAACGGUGGACCUCCGCCUCCUCCUCCUCCGGCGGUGCCGGUGGGAUGGACUGCGAAUGGGCUUCCGGUGGGGGAGCCCGUGAUGCACCGGGAGCCCCUGACGCAGAGGUCCCAAUGGCACUCCCGCGUCUUCUCUUGUCUUGGAAGGAAUGAUGAGUUCUACAGCAGUGAUCUCGAAGUUUGUUUACUGGGUGCUGUGGCACCCUGUGUGCUCCACGGAAGCAAUGUUGAGAGGCUUGGAUAUGCGCCUGGUAUAUUUGCUAAUCAGUGCUUGCCUUACACUGGGCUUUACGUGAUCGGAAGCUGCUUUUUUGGCUGGAACUGCCUUGCGCCCUGGUUCUCUUAUCCCACCCGGACAGCCAUCCGACGUAACUUUAACCUUGAGGGAAACUGUGAGGAACUCGUGAGAUCCUUUGGGUGUUGUGGGGGCUGUGGGAUGGACGAGGUUCAGAACGAACACUGUGAAACCGCCUGUGACCUUGCUACCCAUGUCUUCUGCCAUCCGUGUGCGCUUUGUCAGGAAGCUCGUGAGCUGCGUAGGAGGCUUCCUCAUCCUGGAUUCAUGGGUAAAGCCGUGAUGGUCAUGAUUCCACCAGGGGGACAGACCAUGGGCCGUGUGGCCUAAUUAGCAAUAAUUAAUGUUAUGUUGCCAAGAGUUUCUGUCCGACUGCAUUUCUGUAAUAUUAUCUGAUUGCUGAGGUUGACAAUAUAGUUAUUAUGUAGUUCGAAAACGUGCAUACAAGUAAAUUUUAUGCAUCCGAGUAUAGGAUACAGAUACAUCAACUGUUCUUAAUAACUGGAAUUGCCAAGUUUA
Messenger RNA from Sesamum indicum (sesame), 1081 nucleotides. RefSeq names its product cell number regulator 8. NCBI's taxonomy places the organism in Eukaryota, Viridiplantae, Streptophyta, Magnoliopsida, Lamiales, Pedaliaceae. The record is from RefSeq and is a predicted model, not a curated record.